AUGCCUCACUGGUGGCUAUUUUGUUUGUUUUGUCCCGUAAUCUCCACCACUAAUCCUUAUCUCAGCAAUGAUGAGGUGAGUUCGAAACUUACAGUAAUGGUAAAAGUUAGUACGAAGAUAAAAUUACGUUGUAGGAUUUGAUAAAAUCAUACGAGAACAAGAAAUGGGUUAAAAAUUACGAUGACAUCCGACUUUUGGUUGCCAAAUUCUGGGAACCAUCAUCCUCCGCCAUCAACAAACAUCACGAUUACUAUGAGACCACAAAUUUUCUGAAGGUAACUAUUUUUUUGUUAUCGUACUUUAAUUUUAGAACCUUUCUCUCCGCUUUCCUCAUAUCUGUACCUUGAAUUCAAUAGGCCGGAGUAUUGAAGGACGAGAAUUAUGGGUCUUAACACUGGGGAAGAUGCCCAAAUAUCAUUUACCAGGCAGGCCAGAGUUCAAAUAUGUUGGAAAUAUGCAUGGGAAUGAAGUCUUGGGUAAAGAAUUGUUACUACAUUUGGCAUCAGUAUUACUCAACAACUACGGAAAGAACAAAUACAUGACGAAAAUGAUGGAUUCCAUUAGAAUUCAUAUACUCCCUUCCAUGAAUCCAGAUGGAUAUGCUAAAGCCCAAGAAGGAGAUGAAACGGGAACAAGGGUAAGUGUCGAAAGUAAUCAUAUAAAAUAAUUUCGUCAGGGAAGAGAGAAUGCAAAUGGAGUUGAUCUCAACAGGAAUUUCCCUUCUCAAGAUGCUUAUCGAGCUCAUUAUCACCGGAGUACGACCGAAAUUCAGAAAGAGACCCAACUUAUAAUGCAAUGGUCAAGAAGCAUUCCUUUCGUUUUGUCAGCUAAUCUACAUUCAGGUAAAUUUUGAGCUUCUAAAGAUAACUUUUCAGGGACGGCCUUAGUAAAUUAUCCAUUCGAUGAUGGGGUUGGGGAACGAUCCAGGACCAAGGACAAUGACCUCUUCGUCAUGAUUGCAUAUUCUUACGCAAGGGCUCAUAAACGGAUGUUCAAGAAGGUAAUUCAUAUUUAAAAUAGAGUAAUAUUAUUAGGCGUAGAAGUAUGAUCGUGCCGUUUUCCGGCCCAUAAUUUCAAUCAAAACAAAAAAUUUUUACACUAAACCUUAUCCAAUUUUAUAUUCUAUUAUUAAUUCCGAGGGGUUUGCACAAUUUGGCCAACUUUCAAGUCCAUCAAAGAAAAUUUUUGGCUUUUUUGAAGCCAUCUAAAUAUCAACCCAAUUUUCGGCAUCGUUGUAUUCAACGAAGCGCUGCUGCCACAGAUCGUGUUACAUCGGUCGAAACCAGUGAUAAUCUGAAAGUGCUGCGUCCGGAGAGUGUCGCGGGUGGGGUAAAACGUCCGAACUCGGCGGUUCUGGGGUGGCCUUGACCAGUUUUUCAACAUUGGGUUUGGCGUCAUCAUGCAGCAAAAUAAAAAUUGGUCAUACCGACCGCUUUUACCAUAUCUCUUGGUGGAGUUGCAUCAAGUCUUGUUGACAACGGAUGCCAGUAACCGUUUUGUCGGGUUUCAAGACCUCAUAGAAAAGAAGAUCUUGUUUUUGUCAUCAUAUACAGAGCAACACUUCCUUCCCGGUAAUGUUGGACUGUGCGGUCGCUUGUGUUUCGGGUUGUCAAAAUCGAUCCAUUGUUCUUCUCUGGUCACUAGACAAUGCAAAAAUGACUUCCUUUCUGUCUGUCCAUCAAAAUUUUGUAUGUUAUCCAUGUUGAGUUAGGUCAAUCCAUAUGACACCCAACUCCCUUCUCUCUAGAUCCUUCCCAAUUGUUCCAAACUGAGUGAAGCUCCUUUAUGCAAGACGUGUAACAUCACAGCUAGCUUUUCUUGCGCACCGGCAUCGUGUUGUUUGCAAUAAUCUCCAUAUUCAAAUUUCUUACAUGGGUUGGAAAAUCACGGGAUUUGAAACGAUGAACCCUUUUCCGACGGAAUUUUUUUACAGAGCACAACCACAGUAAGCUUCUGUAAGCGUUCCAUGCGUCGACGGCGCUUUUGCUCACAUUACAUGUAUAGAGGAAAAUUCCCCGCAAAUGGCAUUUUUCUGGGACGAAAGUUGGUCAUCUUUGAAGCUUCAUAAAACCCGCUAUUCUAAACCUAACCACACGAAGCAUAUAUCGAUAGACAGCGUUUUCAACGUUCUUUCAGGCGAUAUCAACAAGUUUUUACCAAAACUUUAACUCCACCUGUAAAAAAGGCGCAACUAAAAAAACGGCACGGUCAUACUUCUACGCCUAAUAUUAUAAUAAUAUUAUUACAUAUUAUGCGAUGAAUUAAAAUGAUCACAAUAUUUUUAGGGUGCCCGAUGUCUAAUAGAACAUCUGAAUGACCCCCUGGACCCUGAUUUGGGUAUAGUUAAUGGGGCCAGCUGGUAUGAAGUAACCGGCGGAAUGCAGGACUGGAAUUAUGUGUUCGGGCACUGUUUUGAAGUAACGGUCGAAAUGAAUUGUGUCAAAUUUCCGAAGGCGAAAGAGUUGUACGGAUUCUGGGAAGAUCACAAGUUCGCCCUGAUACAUUACAUUUCCCUUACACAUCAAGGUAUCCAUGGCUUUAUUUUCGAUGAACAGACCGGAAGAGGGGUACUCAAUGUCACCAUAUCCGUCGGAAACGGGCCUCUAGUCGUCUACUCCUACAAGUAUGGGGACUAUUGGAGAAUACUGCUGCCUGGGACCUAUAAUGUAACUGCUUUUGUUAUUUUUAUACUUCUUUUCCGGUUCGAAAAAUAUAACAAAACAUAUUCAGGUGACGUUUGCCUGCGACAACUAUUAUCCACAACAACAUACGGUAAUAAUCCCCGAACAAGGCCGAACUCUUUCGUUUAAUAUCACCAUGAGACCUCACUCUUAUCAAGUAGAGCAUCGCAAAAUGCAUAAAGCCUCGAACGUUGCCAACAUUAUUGGUUUAUCUUCCUCACUGAUCAUCGCCUCAGGGCUUACACAAGGUGUUUUGAAACGGGUAUUCUAGAGGGUUUGCUCAGAAUAAAGUUUUAUGAGUUAAUCCCAGCCCAUCAAACAGUCUUUGACUUGCCGUUACCGCGAGUAAAUCCUCGCAGGAACAACAUUGAGAAGGGUUAUUACAAUUAAGCAUUUAUAUGUUGGCGAUGCGGCAAUUAAGCGCGUCUGAAUGCGUGACUGACGCCUUCGUUCACAAUGAAGAAGAUGGAGAUGAGGGGGCGCGGAGAAGAAGAGCCGUCCCCCACCUUAUUCUUUCCGCCUGUACUGCCACCGGUUUCCAAAAAAAAAGAUCUCUAGCCGCGCCUCUACUACAAGUGCUCGGAAAUUGGUGGAUUCAUAUUUCCCUUGCGAUCCGAAUCCUUAUUUUCUUCUCCAUUUCUCGUCACUGCAGGAAUCUCCUUGUCCUCAUGAUAAUAUUAUGCCGGUCAGUCGUAACGAAUUGGUCAAGCAGUUGCUAAACCAGCAGAUUCUCGGCGAAUCUUUGGUCGAUUCCGAGGUCUCGAGACGAAAAGUGUGGAAUGAUCUGUCCAGUUUUGUGGAAGUAGGUGUUUACUUUGUUAUGUGUAAACAUAUCUGGAAUUAAAAGAUUCAACAAAGAUUUAGGAAAAUCUGAAUGAAGUUCAUCACAAGCUGGACAAGGUUGAGGCCGAGAUCUGGGGGAAAUUGAUCGUAAUGGAAAAAAAUAUCCGCGUGGCCAAGGCCUAUCUCAGGGCAUCAACGAUUACUGUGGAUGGUAGCAAAAGCUAUUUUGACGGAUCCCGGUGGGCUAGCUGUUACGCCUUCUAAAUUUUUUUAGAUUAGGACUUUCUUAUUUCUCGAAUAGCCGCAGAGAACCAGAAACUGAAACAGAAUUAAGAACUUUGGGGAAAGUAAGUCGAGACGUGCCCUUUGAUUUCAUAUCCAGGGCGUCACGGUUCAAUUGGACAGGAUGGGGAAUGUUUGGAUGAAGAAUCAGACGGCCAGGACUGUUUGUGUCCAAUGUGCCCAGUAUCCCGAGCCAAUUUAUCUGGAUGAUAGUUACAAAAAAGUAAGGAUACCCCAUCAAACCGCAGCACAACUUUUAGAUUAUGGAUAUGCGGUUCUUUCGGGAUUCAAUUCUCCACAAACUCGAGUUAAACUCAUCACUGGAUGCUCCGAAAUUGUUUAAAAAAGUCAUCAUAUUUGUAAAGGUGAGCAAUAGAUGACAGUAUCAUAUUAUUAAUUGAUUACAUGUAGUUGAGUGAUCCAUCGCCUGACUUGAAUCCACUUGAUUGUUCCUUGUGGUUUGCCUUGAUCCAUCUGGUCAGUGUAGACCUUAUCCAUCUGAUUCUAUCUGGCCAAACUCCCAUUCCCUCCGCCGAAUUGUCACCUCAAUCUUCUGCAAGUUCAAAUUGUUCCGAGAUGGACAGAAGAUUACAUAGAGAUCGGGAAUCUAAUGAAGAUUCGUCUGCUAGCACGUCUUCGUACAAUCCAGAUUCGUACAGACAAAACGGAAGUCGGUAAGGGAACAUUUUAAUUCCAAAUUAUUUUUUUGCAGAACAAGUACUGGAGUGGCAAGAAAGAUUUUUAAUCAGCAACAACAACAGAAUCCAAGACGCUACAAUACGAACAAAUCUACCAUCCAGAGAAGAUCUGCCAGUCGGGAACGAACGAUUCAGCGUAAACCUCCUCUUAAUGAGUAUUCGAUACCCUUUUCGAAUACUUUGGAACAAAUGAAAACGGAACGGGGAAGGGUAAGAUCGAUUUCGAGGCAAUGGUCUGCAAUUGGCAGACCGUAAUGAGCUGUCAAGAUUUUUUUGAAACAUUGGGGCUAAGGUAGUACAUCAUUAUGGGCAUUCCCGUACGUUCAGUCGCCCAUAACUUCGACAACUCAGCAACCCAAAAAAGAGGAAUUUAUGUAAGAACCUCCUAGAUAUAAAGACAACGCGUGGUUGUAAAAUUGCCAGUGUAAAAAAAUAAAAAAGAAAAAAAUGUAAUCUCGAAAAAUUGUAAAUUCCGGUUUGCUUUAUAAGAUGUCACGAAGGCUACUGUAAGCGUAAAAAUGGAUACGAUUUUUUUCAAGAUUACAUUUUUAAAGAAGUUGCACUUUCAUUUACAUUUUUACACUUAGAGCGUGUUUGGUUGCAUCCCUAACAUAUCAAGGUUUACAUUUUUCCAAAAUUAAUUCUUUUAAAGCAACUUACCAUUACACUUACUUUGUAUAUUUUUGCGAGCACGUUUGUUAUGAAGAUGGCUUCAUCACUAUAAUAUAGCUCGGGACUUCUAAAUCUCUCCGCAAGAGUCCAACCCUGCAAAUUUAGUACAAAGUUAAAAGUUGCGCAAUCUGACAUACCAUUGCGCAAUUUCUCUCUUUGUAAGAAUUUCUGCCUUUCUCUGUCGCCUCCUCCUUUUUUGACAACUUUUAGCUUUGGACUAAAUUUGCAGGGUUCGGAUGGACUCUUGCGGAGAGAUUUAGAAGUCUCGAGCCAUAUUAUAAUAACAUUUUGUAAGAUUUUGCUUUAGUAUUUUGUAAAGUUUUUGUUUUUUUCAAUAAUUUAUUUAUUGAACGAACCGAUUGAUUGGAAUUAAGAGAGAUGUCUAAUGACGAAUUUCUGCCAUUAUGAUUUGCAAUCCUUAUUCUUAUCCAAUUCUUCCGGUCUUUCUGAUCUUGUUGACCCUUUCGUGUUCACAAAGUUCCUGAUGGGAUUUAUUUUCAGGAGAAACAUUCAAGCCAAUCCAAAUUGACGUCAAGUGGAUGGAGUCUUUUGAAUCUGACAGACAUCGACAAAAUGCAGAAACCUUUUUAUUUUGCAUCGGCAGAAGAAGCGGAAAGAGGAAGGAGAACGAAAAGAGGGGGCUCUGGGCAUCGAUUCAGCAGUCAAUGUAAUAUGAAGACCAUCUCCAAGGAAGAGGACAGUCCUUAUCUCGUUCCCAACAGCCUCAAAAGUCUCGGAAGAUAUAGCAGUCGGUGGAAGAGUGAGACCAACAUGAACAGCGACUAG
Bursaphelenchus xylophilus (pine wood nematode) is the source of this 5902-nucleotide messenger RNA. The record is from the annotation of a GenBank genome assembly. Lineage: Eukaryota; Metazoa; Nematoda; Chromadorea; Rhabditida; Aphelenchoididae.